AUGCCUCCCCGCGAGAAGCUUGGAAAUUUAGUAGGUUGGACUGCUUUGCUGCGAAUAGUGACGCUUUCUCAUGAGGCGCUUGUCACUGGCAACAUCAUUACGAAGAGAGACAUGUAUUAUCGAGAUCCAGAACUCUUUACGAAACAAGCAAUCGUCGAUCGUUUUGUGGACGACAUCGCCUACACCCUUGGAUUAAAGCGUGACGCAAUGAAUGUGUCACAAUUGGUGCCAUGGGUGAGAGAAAUUGAAGAGAUUGACCUCUCGCAGGUCAAAUGGAUCUUGGUGAUUGAGAAAGAGGUUGUACACUUUAAUCUGCAGGUUGCAACAUCUCUGACUCAAUAUAGGCUACCUUUCGCACAUUGGAAGAAAAGCGAUACUGCUAAAGGUUAUCCUGAUAUACAAAGUCGACAAUUUCUCCACUAUCUGGCAGAAAAUCAUCCAUUGAUACCAAUAUAUGCUCUGGUAGACUUCGAUCCCGAUGGCAUAGGUAUUAUGUCCACAUACAAAUACGGCUCUGUCGCGCUCGCACAUGAAAACGAAGAUCUUUCAGUUCCCUCAAUACGCUGGCUUGGACUUAAAAGCACGGAUAUGAUGCAUGGAGUGAAAGAAGAUGAAGGCCUCCUCAAAUUAACAAAAAGAGAUAGGCGAAUUGCGGUUGGGAUGCUACAGAGGGACGUGUGCCAGGAUGGUGGAGUUGAAAAGGAAUGGAGAAGACAACUUCAAAUUAUGUUGAUGCUAAACACAAAGGCAGAGAUUCAAGUCAUUGGUAAUGGUGACCUUAAUACCGGAAACAUGUCCAUAAAUAAAUAUAUCAAGGAAAAGAUGCACGCCCUUUCUUUCGCUUCUCGUCAUCUCAUUGCUCAUCUCUUACCCCUUUGCACAAGGUGGAGCUACUUGCCGUAG
Messenger RNA from Sclerotinia sclerotiorum 1980 UF-70, 903 nucleotides. RefSeq lists its product as hypothetical. The transcript is spliced from 8 exons. Gene Ontology annotation, molecular function: ATP binding; DNA topoisomerase type II (double strand cut, ATP-hydrolyzing) activity; DNA binding. Gene Ontology annotation, biological process: reciprocal meiotic recombination; meiotic DNA double-strand break formation; meiotic DNA double-strand break processing. NCBI's taxonomy places the organism in Eukaryota, Fungi, Ascomycota, Leotiomycetes, Helotiales, Sclerotiniaceae. The record is from RefSeq and is a predicted model, not a curated record. Bases 1 to 903 code for a protein of 300 amino acids. Gene Ontology annotation, cellular component: nuclear chromosome.